AUGGCCUACUACCAAGCCCACCUCCUGCUGCUGGCAGGCUACUCGCAAUUCUUCGUCUCCGGCCUCGUGCUGCCCCAGCCUGCCUUUGACGACGACGCCGCCGACAUGGCCGCCGACAUGGAGAGGUUCAUGGACGAGGACGAGUCCCCCGAGAGCGAGCCCGUCGCCGUCGACGAGCCCUGCUCCCGCUUUGCUGCCACCGACGACGACGACGACGACGACGACGACGUCGACUUCGAUGUCGACGCCGUCGAGCUGCUUACCCCGGCCACGCUCGCCAGCCCCGUGCCAGAGCAAAGGCGCCGCAAGAGGCUGUCUGUCGUAAGCGAGUCGCACGUCCGCACCAUGUCGCGCUGGCUGCUCGACUCAGCAAUUUCCCUGGGGGAUCGCCAGCAGCAGCACCCCUCAGCAGCUGAGUCGCUCCGGUCGCCGCGUGAGGUCCACGAGACCAAGCGCUUCUGCCUCGCCGCCCGCCGGCCUCGCUUGCCUUCGAUUCAGACCUCCUUCACCUGCAUGCCUCCGCGCCUGUCCGUGUCCUGA
Molecule: messenger RNA, 540 nt
Organism: Diplodia corticola
Lineage: Eukaryota; Fungi; Ascomycota; Dothideomycetes; Botryosphaeriales; Botryosphaeriaceae
Exons: 2
Coding region: 1-540 (179 amino acids)
Source: RefSeq, a predicted model, not a curated record